GGGUGUGCCGUCCCCGCGCACACACACAUGGAUGGAUAUGAAGGGAUAGGAGGCAGAGGCGGCGAUUGCGAAGAUGGUCGGGAGCAUGCAGGCGGCGGACCCAGCGGGUCGGAUAAGCGCACUGCUCGCGCUGCGCCAACUCCUCGCCAUGCUCCAGUCGCUGGCCCUGCUCCUACCCGUCCAGUGGCGCGCGUAGCGGGGGCGUUCGAUGCCGCGGCCUCCGUGCUGUGACUAGCGGGAAAAGGGGAAGGCAACGGCGUCAGUGGUUCUACGUGUGCUGGUCGGGUCGCUCAUGGUCGCCGCGCGAAGGGAGAUAGCCACACACCGGGCGCAGGAGGCUGGGCGAGAGUACGAGCUGAUCCCCAGGACAUGUGCCACAAUGUGGUUUAAAGGAAUGGUGAGAUGAAGGAAUGCUAUCCUUCAAGGUACGAUCAUGCAGCUAGACAUGAGACUGUCUUCUCCAUCAGAACCAACUAUUGCACUGUAAUUUGUAACCAAGUAGGAAUGCUUUUUAAGUCCAGUUCUCUGCAAACUCUGUAGGUCCAGUUCGUGCAUAUACUGUCCUGUUGGCUUAAUGCAGCUAUGAGUAUUCCACCAA
This is a messenger RNA of Zea mays, 598 nucleotides long. RefSeq lists its product as uncharacterized. Lineage: Eukaryota; Viridiplantae; Streptophyta; Magnoliopsida; Poales; Poaceae. The record is from RefSeq and is marked predicted.